This is a messenger RNA of Aegilops tauschii subsp. strangulata, 570 nucleotides long. RefSeq lists its product as uncharacterized. Lineage: Eukaryota; Viridiplantae; Streptophyta; Magnoliopsida; Poales; Poaceae. The record is from RefSeq and is a predicted model, not a curated record.
AUGCCAAUUACCUUCGAUCACAAUGAUCAGCCGAAGUUAGCCCAGAACAGGUGCCCCGCCGCUCUGGUCCUUAACCCAAUUGUGGGCAGCUGCCGACUUCAGAAAGUCCUUAUGGACGGAGGCAGCAACCUAAAUUUGAUAUAUGCAGAUACUCUGGAUAAGAUGUGCGCCGCUGAACAGAGCUGCACCACCUUUAAAGGUAUAGUGCCUGGGCGAGAAGCAUGUUGUAGUGGAAAAAUAACCAUGGACGUGGUCUCUGGAACGCCGGAUAAUUAUCGCUCCGAGGAGGUCACAUUUCACAUUGCACCCUUCAAGAGCGGAUACCACGCCCUCCUCGGGAGGGACGCCUUCUCUAAAUUCCAGGCGAUACCACAUUAUGACUACAUGAAGCUUAAAAUGCCAGGCCCAAACGAGAUCAUCACCAUCUCGAACAACCCCGACAGAGCACUUAAAGCCGAGAACAAGAGGACAUCGCUCGCCCUCGAGACCUUGUCUGAAGCCUUCGCGGCCAAGGAACUAACCGCAUUACGCACCGAAGUCGACCGAGAUGAUGCCAUUCUUGACAAGUGA